Molecule: messenger RNA, 610 nt
Organism: Drosophila pseudoobscura
Lineage: Eukaryota; Metazoa; Arthropoda; Insecta; Diptera; Drosophilidae
Product: C-type lectin 37Da-like
Exons: 2
Coding region: 21-563 (180 amino acids)
Molecular function (GO): signaling receptor activity
Source: RefSeq, a predicted model, not a curated record
AAUGGUUUAGUCGUGCCAAAAUGUUUCUGAAAGGCACUGCAGUCCUCGCCUGCCUGGGCUUUUUUUCCCUGUCGGCGGCGUACGAUAUAACAUCCGUUGUCGAAGAUGGAAUUCCUGGAUCCCUCAAAAUUUCCACAGAACCAUUUGUUAGGAUCGGCCAUGGCUACUAUUAUAUUGAGAGUAAAGUUACAAAGAACUGGUAUGAAGCCUAUGAGUCGUGUCGACGUAUGAAUGCCGACUUGAUUGCCUUCGAAACCAUCGAAGAAUGGGAUCUGAUCAGACAGUAUAUUGUAGACCUGGAAGUCCGUAGUAUAUACUGGACAGCAGGCAAUGAUUUGGGGAAUGAGGGUAAACAUGUAUGGCAUUCCACUGGAGAACCGCUGACAUUGAACAUCUGGUCUCCGGGGGAACCGAAUAACAAGGAAGGAGUGGAGCACUGUGAUGAAGUGUGGUAUCACGAGGCUAGGGCCUUUAAUUUAUUGAAUGACCGGGACUGUUCUUUAAAGCGGCGGUUUAUCUGCGAGGCACCCCAGCCAAAGAUAGCCUCGUUUAUCAUCUGGUAAUACUAACUCUAAGGAGAUGUGCAUUAAAAUGAAGAACUCAAACGAAA